Molecule: messenger RNA, 2153 nt
Organism: Engraulis encrasicolus (European anchovy)
Lineage: Eukaryota; Metazoa; Chordata; Actinopteri; Clupeiformes; Engraulidae
Gene: mmachc
Product: metabolism of cobalamin associated C
Exons: 4
Coding region: 7-828 (273 amino acids)
Biological process (GO): cobalamin metabolic process
Cellular component (GO): cytoplasm
Molecular function (GO): cyanocobalamin reductase (cyanide-eliminating) (NADP+) activity; FAD binding; demethylase activity
Source: RefSeq, a predicted model, not a curated record
UGGAAUAUGGCGACUUCCUCAAGACCUGUGGAGGAUGUCACUCGUAGCCUUGGAGAAUCUUUGCUGCCUCUUGGCUUUGAAGUUUAUCCUCUUAAGGUUGGAUGGUAUAAUGCGGUCUUGUCGGAAGCCUUUCACCUCCCCUACCCCGAAGAUACACUGGCUGUGGUGGUGUUGAGCGCACCUGGCAUGUUUGAGAAGGCAUUCCUACCUUUCCUGAAGGCGCACUCUGGCGGAGGCCUUCAUGACUACAUCGAUCAGUGCACAGCACACUGCAUCAGCUCUGCGGUCACCUCAUGUUUUUCUGGGCGUCCGGUAGACAUCAGUUAUGACUAUGAGAUGCAUCCGAACAGGAAGCCCAAGUUUCUGGCCCAGACUGCGACUCACGUGGCCGGAGCGGCCUACUACUACCAGCAGUCAGACGUCCCCGACCCACCGUGGGGCAACAAGAAGAUGUUCGGCGUGUGCAUCCACCCAAGGCUAGGAGGCUGGUUUGCCGUGCGGGCUCUGCUGGUCUUCAAAGACGUCCGGGUGGGGGAGGAGGAGCUCUGUCAGCAGGCGGCUCCUCUGGACUGCGUGAGGUCCCGUGAGGAGCGCAUCGAGCUGCUGGAGAGGUUUAACCUGCGCUGGCAAGACGGCACCUACAGGGACAUCAUCCAGGCGGAGGAGAGCUACUCGCAGCAGCAGAGGGAGUACUUCACCACCGCACCGGGAGAGCGCGUCGCCUUGCUCAAGCGGUGGGGAUACUUAUCAGGCAGCACCACAGAGACCGAGACAGAGACCGAGAGCCAGCCGGACACUCGACACGGUUGUGAGCUCAGCCACGGAUGAGAGACUGAGGUGCUGUUUCUGCGUAUCAGGAUAUUUUUGAAAACACACUGGUUUUGGCCUUCCUCUUCCGAGUUUUAAAAUGUACAUUUAAAAAAAUAUCCCAUUUGGGGGGCUGAAACGCACCUGUUACAAUGGAUCUUUUUUAUUUCUUAUCCACAUGUUGCAUUUACACCUAAACACAGGAUACAAAUAUCCACAUUUCAAAAUAUCCGGAUACGUGGAAACAGCACCUGAGGGGCCAGUCUGUUGUGUGUUUGUGGUUGCAAAUCAUUCUAGCAGUUCCUUCCAUCCUUACCAUCCUUACUCCAUCAUCUGGUCUCCUGCCUCAACACAUGGGCCAAUGAAGGGUUUUUUUUGGCUCAGACAUCAGGAGGUUCAACCACAGCUAAUGCCCAUAAAUUAAAUUAAUAAGUAAUUGGUAAUGAUUAAAUAAAUGAAUUUAAUCUGUACAAUAGUGGCAUUACAGUAGCUGUGGUUGCACCACCUUGACGUGUGCUACUACCCUGCUCUGCUGUCAAGUAGCAUCGACCAGCUUCAUUAUCUUCAUUGGAAAUGAGAGGAUAAUAUUCUGUAUUGUGUUUUUGGGCGGUCAUGGGUAAGCAGUUAGGGCGCCAGACUUGUAGCCCAAAGGUUACCUGUUCGACCCCUGACCCGCCAGGUUGGUGGGGGGAGUAUUUAACCAGUACUCUCCCCCAUUGUCCUCCAUGACUGAGGUGCCCUGAGCAUGGUACCGUCCCGCCGCACUGCUUCCUUCCGGGCGCCAUUGGGGGCUGCCCCCUUGCGCGGGUGAGGCAUAAAAUGCAAUUUCGUUGUGUGCAGUGUGGAGUGCUGUGUCAUAAUGACAAUGGGAGUUGGAGUUUCCCGGGUGGGCUUUCACUUUUUUUUGCAAGAUAUUAAAUGAAAACGUUUAUCAUUGACAACGUCGGUGCCUUGCGUCACAAUGCAGAAGACCAGAUGAAAGAACGGGAGGAAGUAGAAUACUUUGCAGCCUGUUAUGUGUGUAGAUCCAGUUACCUGUAGUGCUAUUACUGCCAACAAGUCAUGAGUGUGGAAGCUUUUGCGUGGCAGAACGCACUAAGCACGUCUUCAUCUUCUUUGCCUUUUCAUGUUUCUAUGUGCCUUCACUUAGAGUAUAUAAGCAAUAAUUCCUUUUACAAAGGAAAUAAAGAUGGUGGGAGUGGUAAGUCAUACGUUAGGCUUUCCUACAGUCUUAGAAGAUGUGACAUUAAUGUGAGGUUUGUGAUAUUAAUAAAUGGCAAUGCCAGUUUCUUUUAGCCUGGUUCACACCAGACGGUGUAUGUGUAGCUUCGGCGCCCCCUGGCGGA